Gloeophyllum trabeum ATCC 11539 is the source of this 964-nucleotide messenger RNA. RefSeq lists its product as uncharacterized. The transcript has 4 exons. The record is from RefSeq and is a predicted model, not a curated record. The coding region runs from base 103 to 717 and encodes 204 amino acids. NCBI's taxonomy places the organism in Eukaryota, Fungi, Basidiomycota, Agaricomycetes, Gloeophyllales, Gloeophyllaceae.
AGUACAUACACCCAAACGAUCAGGGAUCCGUACUUCCUACCUAUACCAUAUACCAUCCGCGCACGCCAUGGCCAUCCACGAGUCGGGCCUGGGCAAGCUGCAAUGGCGGGUGUACAAGGAGACGAAGGAAGAAUGCCGGGAGCUCCUGGGCAAGAUGGUGCGCUGGGGCCUCGCGCGCGCGGGGAGGCGAAGGAGCUCGAGCGGCUGGGCGCGCGCGAGCGGGCGUGGGAGGGCGUCAGGGCGAGAGAGGAGCGGGAGGCGAGGAGGAAGGCGGUGGAGGAGAACGAGAGGCAGAGGAAGGAGCAGAAGGCAAGGCGUGCGGGCGGGACCCGAGAGCCAAGUGCUGCACGCCGGAGGGAAGCCUUCCACAAGAUUGAGCGGCGGUGGGUGUACCACGACGACGACGAGAUGGACGCCGAUGCGAGUGCGAUGGGAGCAGGAAGUGAAGGGUAUCCGCUACCGACCUUAAGUGCGUUCGUAGAUAACGCGAAGCCAGCUAAAGGAAAAGGGGCCGCGCACGAGUUCGAGAUCGUGGAGAGCCUGCCCAGGGUAAUCGCGCUAGAUGAGGAAGACGACGAUGGCAUUGAUGACUGGGAAGAGGUUGAAGUCGGACCAGAGAUGGAGACGCAGACGACGAUGAAGACGGGGCAAGUCCUGAGGAAAGCAGGGCAAAGACUGAAGUACUCCGACGCCCUGAGGAAUACAGAGGGUGGAUGAAGACAGCAGGCGCACUACCCAUGCAGUUUUUUCGAUGGAUAUGGUUUCUCACCCAACAGCUGUUGCGUGAAGCUGAUGCCAAUGGGUCGGACGCACCUCGAACCGGGAGCACGGAGGUAAUCCACAGUUUUGGAAGCUGGGAAGACCGCACUAGGGAUAUCUCGUCAGUGGUGGUGAAUGACAGGUAGAGGAUGUGGUCCCCCAGAAGUCCAGCGAGAGACCUUAUGGUUCCACGCCACCACGGUCC